GGAGAUCACUCUCGUCAAGCCCAUGCAAGAAUGGUGGCGGGGGCUUUUCCGCUCGUGAAGCUCGGAUAUCUGGCCGUCAAGCAAAUAAGCAAGCCAUUAGCAAACGUAAUCAAGCUACGAGCCAAGAAACAUCCUUUCUUCAGAAAAUAUGUUUGCAUGCCUCCUGCUCAAAUUUACCAUUGGAUGGAAGUUAAUGUUCGUAUGAGAAUGCUGGGUCUUGGGAAAGCACAGAGCGUGGAAAGAUUAAGUGAAGAAAUGGCCAUCGAAUUGGGUGCAGAAAUGCUUGGGGAGUUCGUUAUCUUCUCUAUGGCGGCAGUUACAGUUGUGCUCGAAUACAAACGUUCAUCUAAAAAAGAAGCUCUGAAGGAAGAAAAGCAGAAACAUGAUUUUCUCAUGCUUCAACAGAAACUGCAGGACCUUGACUUGAUUUGCAUGGUUCAGGAAGCUCAGAUACGAGAGCUGCAACGAUCUGUAGAUGCUUUAGCGAGUAAAUCUAAAAAAAAAUGAACAAGACUUAAAACAUGAUUGUGAUUUUAAAAUCUUUUUUUUUUUUUUUUACAAUGUGUGGAUGCUUUUUUCUGCUAACUGAAGAAUUGGAGACUGUAAAGAAUAUGGCAGUAGAUUAUUUUUUGUUUGCUUUAUGUAAAGACUUUGUGAAGAAUACUGAGAAAUAAGCUGCAGUCUUUUAUGAUAAACUUCAUUUUGCCAUCAUUUACAAUCAUUCAUAUCACUGAUAUAGUAUUAGUAAGUGCUAGUCACCAAUAGAAUUGCAGUUUUGAUUGACAGCUAAUUUGAUGCCAGAUGUAGAGGUUUCUUUUAAUGUAGAAUAUGCUGAUUCUACUGCCACUAAAUAACCAGUUCAUUAGUAUUUACCUGUGCUAUUUUUAAGACAAUAUUCAUUAACUAUAAUGUAAAAUUUGUUUCUCUGAAAUCUUAAAUUAAUGCAUAUAAUUGUGUAAAAUGCAUCCAAUAUGAAAUGAAUGCUAAUAUUCAUCUAUGCAUGUUCAUGGAAGCAUCAAAAUGAGAAAGAGGAUGCAUAUGCAGUAUGUAUGUGUUCUGGGUCUUUUGAAAGUGCAUGUAUUUUUCUUGAUUCUAGCAUUAUCAGCUAAAACGUAAUCCUUUUUACAAGUCAAGGUCGGAUUAUACUUAUUUCAAAAGAUUUGUUUACAGUGUAAAAUAACUUUAUGACCUUUAACAAUUUAUACUAUUUGAAAAGUGUUUUUAGUAAGAUAUGAGCUUAGGAUAUUCAGAAGUUAAUUUUUAAUUAUCCCAGAGGGCAAUUCAAGACAAUCAAAAGAACAAAAAAUACCUGCAAACCCAACAUACUCAUAUCUGCCAAAUCGACUCAUGCAUUCAUGAUUAGGACAACUCCAUUUAUUUGCACACAGUAACAUUCAGAAGAUGCACGGCCGAAACAACAAAAAACAACCUCAGUAUGUUGGUCCUCCAUGCAGGUACAUAGAAUCAAUGAAAAUAUUCUCUUGACAGGACGUGUCUGUCAUCACGAAUGAUUUCAGACCUUCUGAAAGUGUCUGCCUGUGAUAUAGAAUUUGAAGAGCACUCUGGGCUGUCCCAGUGACUUUAGAGCAGGUGGAUACAACAUCAUUUCAGCUGCUCUUGUCCUUCACUGAUAAACUGUUGUUAAAACAUAAAUGAGAAAGACAGCAUGCUCUCUAUAUGCUAUCUAUAAAAGAGCUAAAGAAAUUGCUUGGAGACAGAGAAAGACUUCAACAUCCAGAGAAGAAAUGGGUGCUGUUGAGCCUUCUUCAGAACAGAGAAGUCUCCUAUUGAAUAUGGUGCCCCAGGUAUUUAAAAGUAGAGUCAAUUUCCACCUCUUUGUUAUGGAUGACACUUCGUUACAUUAGCCAUCAUUGUGGAGACUAUUUUGCUGUGUAACUUUUUUUUUUGGCAGCAUAGCAAUAUUUAUGAUGAUGUAAAAUGUGUUUAUAAAGAGGUGUAAUAAUGCCUUUCACUCCCUGUGAUGAUUACAAUUGACAAUAUGACAAAUUAAAUGAUAAACAUCAUCCAAUUUAUA
This is a messenger RNA of Pomacea canaliculata, 2035 nucleotides long. Its product is annotated as putative OPA3-like protein CG13603. Gene Ontology annotation, cellular component: mitochondrion. The record is from RefSeq and is a predicted model, not a curated record. The coding region runs from base 31 to 507 and encodes 158 amino acids. The transcript is spliced from 3 exons. Gene Ontology annotation, biological process: regulation of lipid metabolic process. Lineage: Eukaryota; Metazoa; Mollusca; Gastropoda; Architaenioglossa; Ampullariidae.